CUGGUAGUCAAACCGUCAGUCAGUUACCAGCAACAUGGCGCUCAAGGCACAAGUCGGUCAAAAGAUUAUGAAUGAAAUCAUUAAACAAAAAAAGUCCUCGGGGAGCGGGUCCAAUUGGCGUAUUUUGGUAGUGGACCAACUUGCCAUGAGGAUGGUAUCGGCAUGCUGUAAAAUGCACGAUAUCAGUGCCCAAGGAAUCACCCUGGUAGAAGACAUUAACAAAAAACGGGAACCAUUACCUACCAUGGAAGCAAUCUAUCUGAUCACACCGUGCAAUAACUCUGUUCAAAAACUAAUUGAAGACUUCAGCAAUCCGACGCGGACCAUUUACAAAGUUGCGCACGUUUACUUCACAGAAGUGUGUCCGGAGGAGCUGUUCAAUGAACUCUGCAAGUCUCUCGCCGCUAAAAAGAUCAAAACCCUCAAAGAGAUCAACAUCGCCUUCCUGCCUUACGAGUCGCAGGUCUUCUCCUUGGACUCGCGCGAAACGUUCGCUUGCUUUUACAACGCUUCCUUCGCCAACCUGAGAACUGCCAAUAUGGAGAGAAUAGCUGAACAGAUCGCAACGCUUUGCGCGACUCUUGGAGAAUAUCCGUCUGUCAGAUACCGAAGUGACUUCGACCGAAACGUUGAACUGGCGCACAUGGUUCAACAAAAAUUGGACGCUUACAAAGCAGAUGAACCAACAAUGGGAGAAGGACCAGAGAAAGCUCGUUCCCAAUUACUUAUAUUGGACAGAGGAUUUGACUGCGUCUCACCCUUGUUACACGAGUUAACGCUGCAAGCUAUGGCGUAUGAUUUACUCGAUAUUGAAAAUGAUGUUUACAAGUUCGAAGCGUCGGCUGGAGUGCAAAAAGAAGUAUUAUUGGAUGAAAAUGAUGAUUUAUGGGUAGAACUUAGACACCAGCAUAUUGCUGUAGUUUCACAAAAUGUUACCAAAAACUUGAAGAAAUUCACAGAAUCAAAAAGAAUGCCACAAGGAGACAAACAGAGCAUGAGAGACCUUUCACAGAUGAUCAAGAAAAUGCCUCAAUAUCAAAAAGAAUUAAGCAAAUACGCAACGCAUUUGCAAUUAGCUGAGGAUUGUAUGAAACGUUAUCAGGGAAACGUAGAUAAACUCUGUAAAGUAGAACAGGAUUUAGCGAUGGGCACUGAUGCAGAAGGUGAACGUAUCAAGGAUCAGAUGAAAAACAUUACACCAAUUUUACUCGAUCAAACUGUUCAUCACUUGGAUAAACUCCGAAUUAUCGCUUUAUAUGUUAUUAGUAAAAAUGGUGUGACUGAUGAGAACCUUAAUCGUCUAGUUCAUCACGCGCAAAUAUCAGUCGAUGAUAAGCAGACUAUAGUGAACAUGGCGAAUCUGGGCAUCAACAUUGUAGUAGAUGGUGGUAACCGUAAAAAAUUAUAUACUGUACCACGCAAAGAAAGAAUUACAGAACAAACUUACCAAAUGAGCCGCUGGACACCGAUUAUGAAAGAUAUCAUGGAAGACGCUAUUGAAGACAAACUUGAUUCUAAACAUUUCCCAUUUUUGGCAGGUCGUGCUGCUAGUUCGGGGUACCACGCUCCCACCAGUGCGCGGUAUGGACACUGGCACAAAGAUAAAGGCCAACAAACUAUUAAGAAUGUACCACGCUUGAUCGUUUUCGUUGUCGGUGGAGUUUGCUUCUCUGAAGUACGAUGUGCUUAUGAAGUUACAAAUGCUUUGAAGAACUGGGAAGUGAUAAUUGGUUCGUCGCAUAUUAUUACACCAAAGUCCUUCCUUGAUGACCUGAGUAAACUUCACGUUUAAAGACAUUUUCGUGUAGACAAAACAAAAACAUUCCCAUCUUUCCUAAUACGUCAUUAGCUUUGGCUCCAUCAAUAAUACCAGCUAUGAAACUCUCGACUAUACAAUUGAAAAUAUUAAAUAGGGAACAUACAGUCAAUUCUGUAGGUCGCGCAGCCAUUUAGCGACCACUUAAGAAAUUGGAGAAUGUCAUAUCAUGGAUAGUGAUAUGUGAACGUUGGUUAGAAUGGAAAAAAGUAUUAAGUGCCUCCGCGUAUAAAAACUUAAUAAGAAACGAAUAAACAUCUUGGCAAUACAGGUAUAGGUCACACGGAAGUGCUUAAUUGUAUCUUAGGCUGGCGAAUAAUCUAGUUCAGAUAUAAUACGUUUGAGGCGAACUGCUCCUUUGUUAAUAAUAAGGAGCUGAUUAGCAAUGGAAUUUGAUGUGUUGUAGAAGAAAAUCGUGAUAUACGUGUAAAUUUCUCGUUAUUAGUAUUUCGUUAUCUCCCGCUCCAAAAAAACUAUAGACUGUUACAUACUUUGUCUUGAAGAUUUAAUCUUCGAUUUCACUCACAGAAUUAAUAACGCUUAUCGAAUUCGCAUGAAGGGUGUAAGUAUCAUGUGCAUUGUGUGUGCAUCAACCACAUCGGUUUGAAAAUAGAGAUACGAUGUGAGUAAAUACUAGUAUUUAUUCUUUAUUCUAUUUAAAUAUUUUCCUUGUAUAAUAAAGCCGUAAGUGUACAUUAAAUUAUUUAUUGUACGUUUGUUAUAGUAUUGAUUUGUUAACAAACAUGUUCACUUAGCGUGCAUAUAUGUUGAAUUAUAGUGCAAAUAAGUCGGUUUCAAUUUCCCAUUAAAAGCAAUGCAUUUAACAUUCAUCAAAAAGAUUGUCCGACUUCUAAAGACUUAUACACCGAUUUAACUAAAAAUAAUUAUCUUCAUCGUAUUGAUAAGUAUUUACAUGUUGAAACUUCUGCUGCACAUAAGAAGCAAUCAUAAACCGCUAGGGGCCGGUGGAAGUGAAUCUGUUAAUUAUAUAUAAUAAUUAUUGAUGUACGUUAAUAUUACGAUUACUUAGCGGCGAGAUUAUUACAAAGUUUACGGUAUUGAUCAAU
Molecule: messenger RNA, 2883 nt
Organism: Nomia melanderi (Alkali bee)
Lineage: Eukaryota; Metazoa; Arthropoda; Insecta; Hymenoptera; Halictidae
Gene: Rop
Product: Syntaxin-binding protein Rop
Biological process (GO): vesicle-mediated transport
Source: RefSeq, a predicted model, not a curated record